AUGUCGUCGCUCAACUUCAUCUAUCGGUUAAUGUGUUACAUUAUAGCGAUCUCUCAAUUAUGUGCAAGUUGUCAAGGUAUAAUUGUCCAUAUUCAAGAUAACUUGAAACAUGAUACAGUAAUUGUUGAUCUGAAUAGACAAUUAAAUAGCGUUCAAGCCGAUUACCAACUACUUCCACUUGGUAAUAAUCAUGCGGAAAAUAAUUUGUUUACAAUCCAUGCUAAGACUGGCAAAAUGAUAACACGAAAAGAUAUUCGUUGUUCUGAUUUAAAGUCCAAUCCAUUGUCUUAUUUAAUACGUUUACGUCCAACAGGCUUAUCCAGUCAAAAAUUAACUCACUUAAACAAAAGAUUAAUACCCAUCACCAUUUAUACUCAUGGUAGCCGAUGCCGACUUCAAGAUGCAAGAAAAAAGAUAAUUAAUACUAAUUUUGCAACAUUAAAUCAUCAAGGUGAGGCGUAUUUAUUCUUAGCCGAAAUUUUCCCUGAUGUUGCAUUGAAACGUAUCGUCGGCCAAGUUGAACCAGUUGAACGAUCCGCACAACGCCAUAUCGUUUUAACACCCAUUUCCAAACGAAUUGUUAAAAUUUAUUGUAAGGCUUUAACGGAUCCAUCCAAGACUGCCUCAUUAUGUUCUCGUCCAUUUCAUUUACAAGUUGUUACACGUUAUCAACGUUCAUUAAAUGUCAAUUUUGCUAAAAUUCACUUAAUGACAGAUUAUCAAAUUAAUACCAAUCAUGAUCGACAGAAUCAAAAGGUAAUCAAUCAUCAUCAACGACAUCAAUUAGUUGAAUGGUAUAAUCGUUUACCAUCCAAGAAUAAUCCAAUUCUGGAACAUCAUCGUAAUCGACGUAGUAUACGUUCCAAGCGUGAUGUCAUUGCGCCAGUAUUUACUCAAUCUUCUUAUUCUAGUUCCAUCUUUGAAAAUGAACCAUCUGGUACAACUGUUCUCACUGUUAGUGUUCGCGAUAAAAGUGCACCCGGUUUAACGUAUUCGAUGGCUGCUGUCGGCGAUUUAAGAAGUAACAGCUUAUUUGGUAUUAACUCAGUUAGUGGCGCUAUCUAUACUGUCAAUUAUUUAGAUCGUGAAGAAAUUGCAAAACAUCAGUUUACUGUUACCGCAACAGUAAACGAUGGUACAACAACAUUGUUUUCACGCGUAUCCGUUACUAUUGAUGUACUUGAUCGCAACGACAAUGCACCACGAUUUGAAUCACCAAGUUAUCAAGUUAGUAUACCCGAAGAUAUCCCAAUUGGUACUACUGCAUUACAAGUGCGUGCUCAAGAUAACGAUGCUAGUAGUAAUGCUCGUGUCACAUAUUCAAUCGUUAAUAGUGCCGGCAUUAAUUCAGCCUUUCGUGUCGGUGUUACAUCCGGUGCAAUUAUUAUCGAUCGUAGUCUUGAUCGUGAAAUAACCGAUCGUUAUCAUUUAGAAAUUCAAGCAACGGAUAGUGGUACUACACCGAAAUUUGCACGUUCUAAUGUCACUAUUAUUGUCACUGAUGUGAACGAUAAUCCACCCCAAUUUACACAAAAAAAUUACAAAGUAACAAUUGCUGAAGAUGCUAAAAUUAAUACGUUAGUUACAACUGUGCGUGCUACCGAUCCAGAUAAUGAUGAUAACGCUGAUAUACGCUAUAGUUUAGCUGGUCAGAAUAAAUUUACGAUCAACCCAACCAAUGGUCGGAUUACAUUAAUUGCAUCUCUCGAUUACGAACAACAACAAAGUUAUACGUUAGAUGUAACAGCUAAAGAUCGCGGUAGACCAUCACUAUCGAAUACUACAACAGUCGUUGUCUCGGUCACCGAUGUUAAUGACAAUCAGCCUCGAUUUAGUUCCAAUGUAUAUCAAGCCAGUGUAAAAGAAGAUAUUCCCGUUGGUAGUAGUGUUUUACCUGUACAUGCGUUUGAUGCUGAUUCCGACCAAAAUAAACAAGUACGUUACAGUAUACAGCGAGGAAGUGAAGAAAUUCCAUUCAAUGUUGACAGUGUCAGUGGUGUUAUAUCAACUGCUCGACCGUUAAAUUAUGAAUCCAAAAGUCAAUACAGCUUUUUUAUCAUUGCUACUGAUGGUGGUACACCACCAUUAUCAAGUUCAGCACAAGUAACAGUUACCGUUGUGGAUGUCAACGAUAAUGCACCUAAAUUUCCCAAAUCAAUUUAUAAUGCCGAUGUACGUGAAGAUGAAAAAGUUGGCCGACAAAUUGUUCAAGUAACAGCAACCGAUGUCGACUCAAAAACGAUCUAUUACAGUAUAGUAUCAGGUAACGUUCGUAGCCGAUUUGGUAUAGAUCCACAAGGCUACAUUUAUUUAGCAGCACCAAUUGAUUAUCUCCGCGAAAAGGAAUACACGUUAGUGGUUCAAGCGUCUGAUUUACUGUUAAAUAGUACAGCAACGGUUAAGAUGAGAGUGAUCGAUACCAAUAAUCAUGCACCGACAUUUGAUCGAGCCUAUACAGCUGAUAUCUAUGAAGAUACUGCCAUCGGAACAGUUAUUUUGACUGUGACCGCUAAAGAUGCUGAUGCAAAUGAGAAUGCUCGAUUAACGUAUCGAAUUGUAACUCCUGUACGUGAAUUUAAAAUUGAUAGCAAGAGUGGUGCAAUAUCAAUUGCUGCUGCCCUUGAUCGGGAAACACGUAGCACUUUCUCGUUAGAAGUUAGAGCUAGUGACAACGGUGUACCGUCGCUGAGUGGCCGAACAGAUGUGGUUAUUUCAAUCUUGGAUUCUAACGAUAAUGCACCAGUGUUUUCACAACCAUCUUACAAUGCAUCAAUUGCCGAAGAUGUUGAAAUUGGUACAAGAGUACUACAAGUCGCCGCUACAGAUAAAGAUGAAGGCGUUAAUCAACAAAUCCAUUUUGAAUUAGCUGAAAAUGAAAAUGGUAAUGGUACAUUUGCAAUUGAUGGUUCAACUGGUGUUAUACGUACUGCUAAAGCAUUAGAUCGUGAAACUGUUCCAGAAUAUACUAUUGUAGUAACUGCUAUCGAUAAAGGAAGACCUCCUAAGCAUAGCUUUGCUACCGUUAAGAUAACUAUAACUGAUGUUAAAGAUAGCCCACCAGAAUUUUAUCCAAAAGAGUAUGAUGCAUACUUACCGGAAAAUUCACCUGCUGGAACAACUGUUGUCCAAUUGAAUGCUACUAGUAAAGAUGAAGGGACAAAUGCUUUCAUUACUUAUGAAGCUACUAGUGGAUUUGAACCACGCAUAUUCCAUGUUAAUAGUAGUAAUGGUGUUGUAACAACAUUGCGACCAUUAGAUUUUGAAAUACGACGCACGUAUCAAAUAAGGGUUCGAGCACAGUCACCACCAUUUUUUACCGAAACAACGGUAACAAUCCAUAUUAUUGAUGUUAAUGAUAAUCCGCCAACAAUCCAAAAUUAUACCUUUUUGCUUAAUUACUUUCCUGAUUAUUAUCCAACAGCAAGCGUUGGUAAAUUGAAUGCUACCGAUCCUGAUAUAUCAGAUACAUUAACAUUUGCCAUCAUUCAAGGUAACAAUGAUCGUUUGCUACAAUUAAAUCGUACUAGUGGUGAAAUAUACUUAUCACCAAGUGCUGGUAAUGUUCAAGAAUCUCGUCAAAUGACAAUAUCAGUUAGUGAUGGAAUCCAUGUCGCUAGAUCAACAUUAAGUCUUAAAGUGAUUGCUGUUACAUCGGAUACAUUAAAAAAUAUUGCUGUUCUCCGUUUUACUAAUAUUUUACCGGAAACUUUUAUUACCAAUAUGACAUCAUUAUUAACUAAUACUAUUGCUGGCAUUAUGCGCUGCCAAUCUCGCGAUAUCUAUAUUUUAAAUGUUCAACAAGAUGAUGUCGCUGGUCAAAAUAUUUUAAAUGUAACUAUCUCAGGUUGGGAUCGUACCAAUAAUCGAUAUUACUUACAAAAUUACUUUCGUGAUAGUAUCUAUAUUUAUCGAGAGCAGUUAUUAGCAAAAGGUUUUAACUUACUCCCGUUUGAUGGUGGUUAUUGCUUGCCACAACCAUGCAGUCCAAAUUAUGAUUGUGUUGUUAAUUUUGGAGCUUCACUUGAUAAUGCAGUUGUUUCGACACCUAAGAUCAUUGUCCGUAACAUUAGACAAGCUAAACGUUAUGCUUGUGAAUGUCCUGUUGGGUAUACCGGUUUACGUUGUAAUAGAAUGCGUAAUUUAUGCCGUUCUAAUCCAUGUGGCAACAAUGGCAAAUGUGUCAAUAUCGAAAAUGGGUAUACUUGUAUAUGUAACAGUGGUUAUGCUGGUAUUAACUGUGAAAUUGGCUCAUGUGCAAGUCAACCGUGUAAGAAUGGUGCUUCAUGUGUUGAAAAUGCUAAUGGGCAGGGAUUUUAUUGCACAUGCCCAAAGUAUUACGGUGGACCACUAUGUGAUGCUAUCGAAAGAAGUUUCCCUGGUAAUUCUUACGUUACUGUUGGGGGUAUUAAACAAAGAUGGCGUUUAGAAAUUUCUGUACAAUUUGCAACAAUCCACGACAACGGCUUAUUGUUAUAUAACGGUCGAUAUAAUCAUCGAGGUGAUUAUUUAGCGCUUGAACUUAUUAAUGGUAAAGUUCGAUUAUCGUUUUCAACUGGAACUGAUAAAUAUAGUGCGACAGCAAAUAUUGAAGGAAAUGUUAACGAUGGUAAAUGGCACACUGUAUCCGUUAAAUACCUGAAUCAAGUUGCUAGUGUAUCAAUUGAUUACUGCGAUACAGAUUUAGCUAUAAGAUAUGGCUCAACAAUUGGUAACUAUUCAUGUGCAGCUACUACUUUAAGCCAAGAUCAAGGCAAGUCACUUGAUGUUACAGCACCAUUACAAAUUGGUGGUGUACCUACUAUAAGGGAUACUUAUCCAAUGGCAUUUAAGAAAAAUGAUUUUGUUGGUUGUAUUAGAAAUUUGUACAUCAAUAGCAAGUUAAUUCCAUUAGACAAUUUUUAUGUCAACAAUGGUAGUGUUAUUGGUUGCCGUCAGACGGAUCAACGUUGUCAGGGUGGUUCGAUUUCACCUUGUUCAUCUGGUGCUGAAUGUGUUGAUGUUUAUGAUGGAUUCAGGUGCCGAUGCCCUGCAAAUAUUGGAGGAAAAACAUGUCAAGACACUAUUGUCCGUACUUGGAGAUUUACCGAUCAAAGCAUUAUUAUUUAUCCUUUACCACCACUGCAAAACACUAUUACGGCACCAUGGUCACUAUCACUGAUAUUUCGUACACGGUUGAGGAAUGCAUAUCUUAGUUAUAUGACAGAUAGUCAGCGCGAUAUUGUACUGAUGAUUGAGAAUGGACUAUUAAAAUAUAAAUUUGGAAAUUAUGAGACCGUGGUGAAGUAUAUUCGGGUUAACGAUGGAGAAUGGCAUGAAGCUAGAAUUGAAUGGGAAAAAAGUGGAGUUUUUCUAAAACUUGAUUAUAAUAGUUAUCAAGCGUCAUUUCAACUAGAUCUUUCUCGACCAGUUCAAAUUAAUCAAAUUAUGUUUGGUGGGAAUCGUGUGAUUAAUAGUUCAACAAGUAUUGCUACUAUUCAAAAUGGUUUCGACGGAUGUAUGCAAGGCAUAGCAAUUAAUGAUCGACAAAUUGCUGUAACAAGUUUUACUGUUCAACAAAACGUUGGAGCUAAUUGUAAUAUUGGUAAUCCUUGUGCUUCUAAUCCUUGCCCCUCACAAAGUUCAUGCGUCGCGGAGUGGAAUCGCUACACUUGCAAAUGCAGCACUGGUUAUGUUGGUCCAAAAUGUAUCAGUGCAUGCAGUCUUAAUCCUUGUAAAAAUAAUGGACGAUGUGUAAUGAAUGUAAAUGUACAUUAUGGCUAUGAAUGCCAAUGUAAUAAAGGAUUUCAAGGUCGAUUUUGCGAAACUCAAUUUGGUGAUAAGUGCCAACCAGGUGAAUUCGGUACACCAGGAUUUUGUGAACCUUGUGCGUGUGACAGAAACAAAAAUUUUUCUCACAUUUGUAAUAUUACAAGUGGUGAAUGCAUAUGUGAGGACAAGUAUUGGAAAGAUUCUAAUUUAGAUAGUUGUAGACCAUGCGAUUGUUACCAAUACGGUUCCACUUCACCAAUUUGUGAUAAAAAGACCGGCUCUUGCACCUGUAGACCAGGCGUUACAGGGGAUAAAUGUAACUUGUGUGUAAAUAAAACGUCAGAAAUUUCAACUGAUGGUGGUUAUGGAUGCCGAGUUGUUAGAGGUGCUUGUCCUAGAUCAUUUAGUGGUGGCUUGUGGUGGAAUAGAUCACGAUUUAAUGCUACCAUUACCAUGGAUUGUCCUAAUGGUGCCUCAGGAAAAGCAAGUCGUGUCUGUAAUGAAAGUACAAGUUGGCAAGAUCCAGAUACAUCAGCAUGCACUAGUAGAGUGUACUUACGUUUACAAAGCCAGUUUGAUGGCUACAAACAAAACCCAACAUUUACUGGUCUACAAGCGGUAUUGAAUGAUUUAAAUCAGCAGUUGAAGACGUCAGGACUGUCAUUUGAGCAUGAUAUCAACAUCUGCCUUGAUGUAGUAAAUAAUGCCCUAUCUUACGGUCGCCAACUAUUGGGACGUAGCAAUCAACGAGCCAACACUAAUGAAGUCAACACAAUUACAGAGAAGUCAUUUAAUGCUAUCAGUGAACUACUAUCACGUAACAAUUUAGAUAAAUGGAGUAAAAAGAGUAACAGAAGUUCCACUUUAUUGUCAUCAGUAAAUGAUUAUACCAACGACCUUGGUAAAGCAUAUAUUAAAGAUAAGAGUAUCAAUAAUGCUAUUACGUAUCCGAAUGUUAUGAUGCGAAUUGAAGAAAUUAUUGUAUCACAGUACAACGGUUUAACUUUGCCAAGGCCUAGCGAUUCUGGUAGCGUAUCUAACAUUACUGACCGAAUUUCUUUACCGAAUGACUUAGUUAAGAAAGGAAGUUCGGACGAAUCGGUGCCCAUUGUAUAUUUAAAAUUUGAUACGAUUGGUCAAUUAUUGCCUGGAAAGUCUGAUGUUGUGGCUCCAUAUGAUAUAAUGGUAACUAGUACAGUAUUAUCGUGUAAAGUCGUUGGGGUCGAUACAUCAUCAUUGAGUUCUCCUAUUACUCUGACUCUGUCUAAUACCAAAAAAGUAUCAAACGUGCAAGCACAUGAAUGCGUUUACUGGAAAAAGGAUCUUAAGCUAACAGAGGGUGGACGUUGGUCAACAGAUGGCUGUUCAUUGAUUUCACGCGAUUCGAGCAAAACUGUUUGCCAAUGUAAUCACUUGACAGACUUUGGUGUUUUGUCAAGGUAUAGGUCGAAACCUUUGCCUAGUGUCACACCUAUCAAACUUGAGCUAGUUACGUAUAUUGGUAUUGGGAUAUCGUUAUUAUUGCUAGUGUCGGUAUUCUUAUGUUUAACGGUUAUGAGAAGUGUCAAUGGUAGUACUAAUACGAUCCAUUGUCAUAUUUUAAUUAAUUUAAUACUUGUUGAAUCGCUAUUCUUAAUUGGAAUUACGCAAACUGCAUCGACGAUGAUCUGCAUUGCCAUUUCGACAUUGUUACACUUCUUUCUACUUGUUGUUUUUUCGUGGAUUUGUAUUGAAAGUAUUUAUAUGUAUCGUAAAUUGAAAGAGACUAAGAAAACUACCAAGUGCCAUUUAUUGUUUUGCUUAUUACCGGGUUAUGGUAUUCCGGCGGCAAUUGCAACUGCCACUACGGCCAUUUCAUUAAGUUAUUAUCAUAACAAACGAUAUUGCUGGCUCUCGGUUGAACAUGGUUUAAUAUGGAGUUUGGGAUGUCCAGCAGCAUGUAUUAUUGGUAUUAGUUUGGUAUUCUUUUGCCUAACGUACCAUAAAAUAAGAUUUAGAUCAAAUUCAAUGACACGAUGGAACAGAAAAGAGAUCGACAGUGAUAAAUUUGAUUUAAGAUCAGGAAUGCUUAUAUUACUCUUUAUCACAGCUGCUUGGGUAUUUGGUGUAAUUGCUGUUCAGAAUGAGACAGUUUAUUUUCAAUAUAUUUUUACUAUGGUCAACUUCAUUAAAAGUGCGUGCAUAUUAAUAUGCUACUGUAUUAGCAAUGAAUCUGUAAGAAGCGAACUCUCUGCACGCCUCUGUGGUAGAGAAGGAACAUACUAUACUGGCACAAUUGAUAAAGGUCAGUUGAAUGGGCAUCGAAGUAACGGAUUAAAUGGACAUUUCAAUGGUCGGAUUGAUACUAGUCGUGGCCACGGAUUCGCUGGACCAAAUGCUUAUCCUGUUGCUCGAUCUUAUGAUCAUGUUGAUGGCAGUAAUGUUCUUGGUGUACCCGAUAAUGAGGCAUGGAGAGAAUUUACUGAUGCAUAUGAAAAAUCAGCGAUAGCUGCUGAUGGCGAUAGUGUUGGUUCAAGUUCUGAAGAAGAAGAUGUCAGAGAAGUAUUAGAACAGAAUUAUGCGUCGACAUCAUCAGAUGAUGAAAAAGGAAAUUGGAAAGCACCUAGUCGGCAGGCAUCUGUGCCGCCGAAUCAAGACGGUAGUAGAAGCGCUACUCCAUCAGGGUCUCAGGUUGAUAAAUCACAGGAAUCAGUCAGCGUUCAUUCGUCCAAGGAAUCACUACACUCGCAUGAGCCACAGGUAUUACUGCGUCAAAAUCAAUUGAUACCAGCAAGGAGCUCUUCACAUGUGUACUCUACCAUCGAUGAAACUAUGUUAGAACCGACAUCACCGGUAUCGCCUGUUUCUCCGAAAAAUAAAGUUAUUGCUAAGGGUUCAGAGAAAGUUGUUGUACGUAACAACGUACCGACGUCGUUUAGUUUCCAGGAGGAUAGGAUCAAUCCUCCUAAUUGUCGAAGUAAUCCACCAGCAAAUAAGCGCCCUGGCUCUAGCUUUUCUGGAAUGCAACCUCCACUGGCUAUCGAAGAAGAUGAAGAUGACGAUAUGGAAGUCACUUCCUUUCCAAACAAAUCCUAUGAUAAGCAACAGCAUGCACAACCUCCUCGUAGUAUAUACGCGAAAUCUUCCGUUGCUCACCAGAAUGAAGCUAGCAUGAUGCCCGGUGGACCUCGGCAUCUUGUUCCCAAACCACCCAUGCGCAAGGGACAUCCACAACCACCACCUAGAUCCAAUCCGGUUAAGCCAAUGCGUCAACAAGCGUCGCUUUCCACUUUUGAUGCGGAAUCAGCUGUUUCGAGUCAAGGAAGACCUAGUCAGAGAUCACGACAUGGCAAUGGCCCUGUUGCUGUUCAACAUAGUGUAUCAGAUGCGGCUAUUUCAUUCCAUAAUAAUCUUUCUUCUAGUGGUGAAUUACGAAAUUCUAAGCAAAAUGAUCUCCAUCGGUCCUCACACUCGCUAACAUCUUCUAAUGGUUCUGAUGCUAUAGCAAUUGCUGUAAGGCGUGGUUCAUCAUCAACAAAGUAA
Molecule: messenger RNA, 9270 nt
Organism: Trichoplax adhaerens
Lineage: Eukaryota; Metazoa; Placozoa; Uniplacotomia; Trichoplacea; Trichoplacidae
Exons: 13
Coding region: 1-9270 (3089 amino acids)
Biological process (GO): G protein-coupled receptor signaling pathway; homophilic cell-cell adhesion; cell surface receptor signaling pathway
Cellular component (GO): plasma membrane
Molecular function (GO): G protein-coupled receptor activity; calcium ion binding
Source: RefSeq, a predicted model, not a curated record